Molecule: messenger RNA, 1896 nt
Organism: Zasmidium cellare ATCC 36951
Lineage: Eukaryota; Fungi; Ascomycota; Dothideomycetes; Mycosphaerellales; Mycosphaerellaceae
Exons: 2
Coding region: 1-1896 (631 amino acids)
Biological process (GO): protein polyubiquitination; ubiquitin-dependent protein catabolic process; positive regulation of proteasomal ubiquitin-dependent protein catabolic process
Cellular component (GO): ubiquitin ligase complex; cytoplasm
Molecular function (GO): zinc ion binding; ubiquitin conjugating enzyme binding; ubiquitin protein ligase activity
Source: RefSeq, a predicted model, not a curated record
AUGGAAGACGAGCGUAUAGAAGAGCUGGGCUCUCUGACGGCCAUCUUCCCCGAGUUGAUCAUCGAUCCCACGAAGCCUUUCACGGCCACUCUCGAACUACCCAUCACACCUACGACUCCACUGCUGGCUCGGUUCAUGCCAACGGUUGCCUCCCCGACCGAGACCUACGCUGACGCUGCGACCAACGGCGCCGCCCACAUCGAGAAAGAUGUGCGAUUGACCCAACUACCGCCACUCACAUUACAUCUGGACCUUCCAGAGGCCUACCCCAAUGAUGCGCCUCCUCAAGUCAAGCUGACGACUCAGCAUGACUGGCUGCCGAAAGAGAAGCUCGCUGGACUUGAGGUGGAAGUCGCGACCUUGUGGGAGGAGUACGGACAUUGUCAGAUUCUCUUCUCAUAUAUCGACUACGUCCAGCAAGCUGCCGAGCGUGGAUUCGACUUCCAUCAGAGUUCUGAUGGCUGUCUCAUCCUGCCUGCAGAGCAAGAGUCGAAGCUGGUUGCUUUCGCAAUACAGAAAGAGCAGGAGACUUUCAACAAGGGCACCUAUGACUGCGGGAUCUGUCUUGAGCCCAAGAAAGGUUCGGCUUGCUAUCGUAUGAAGCGCUGCGGUCAUGUUUUUUGCAGACUCUGCCUGCAAGACUUCUACAACAACGCAAUCACGGAGGGCAACGUCACUGGCGUGGCAUGUCUCGAUCCUGACUGUGGCGCUCUUGACGCAGAUGGGCGAAGAAUGCGAGUGAAGAAGCAUCGCCUUGUUCACCCUCGUGAGCUUCUCGCCAUGGGCAUCGAGGAGAGCACGGUAAGGAGAUACGUCGAGAUGAAGCGCAAGAAGAAGCUGGAGUCCGACAAGACCACCGUCUACUGCCCAAGAACCUGGUGCAAUGGCCCGGCCAAGAGCGACAAGUAUCCACCCAUCCCCGCAGAUCUGACCACGUACGUGGACAAUGAGAUUUCAGAUGACUCGGAUGACGCGCCCGACAACAAUGACGCGCCUGCGAACUCUCAGGACUCCAAGAAGGCCAUCGACCUCGCUGACAGACUCGCCGUGUGUGAGAAGUGCCAGCUGGCGUUCUGUCGCGUUUGUUAUCAUGGCUGGCAUGGCCAGUACGUUCGCUGCUAUCCGAGGAACCCCGAUGAGCUCAGCGCCGAGGAGAGGGCCAGCUACGACUACAUUGCCAAGCACACAUCACCCUGCUCGUACUGCAACGCUCCUACGAGCAAGACGCACGGAUGUAAUCACAUGCACUGCACGCAGUGUUCUACUCACUUUUGCUACCUCUGUGGCUUCUAUCUGGAUCCUCAAAAUCCCUACUUGCACUUCAACACAGCUGGAACUACUUGUUACCAGCGUUUGUGGGAGCUUGAAGAGGGGGACGAUGGACAAGCGCCUAGAGAUGGUCAAGGGUUCCUUGGUCCCAGACAUUGGGAGCAGGAGGCUGCAGAGGCUGAUGCUGCUGAAGCCGAAGCGGCAGCCGCUCAAGCACAAGCAGAAGAAAACAAUCGCAUUCUAUUCCCUGACGUUCCAGAACCACCCCACAAUGACAUGCCCAUAAUGGUAGCAAUGGCACAAUUUGACUGGCUUGAUCUCACAGAUGAAGAAGACGAGCCGCCCAGGAAUGCUCGACAACGAGGCGCACGGCGGCAACGAAACGCAUUUCCUCAAAACGCUCCUGCUCGUGGUGGUGCGCAAGCGGUACGGAACCAUGAGCGCGGGAGAGGUGGUGGUCGAGGUCGCGGCGGUCAGGCUGGAGGCGGCAAUCGUCAGGACUUGGAGCAGAGACGGCAAGCGGAGCUGCAACGAUUUCUAGCCUUGGCCGAGCGCGAUGAAGAGGAGGGGUGGGACUCGGACGAGUUGGGAAAUGAUGAUGAGGAUUUCAUCAUUCCGAGGAGGUAG